Messenger RNA from Chenopodium quinoa (quinoa), 993 nucleotides. RefSeq lists its product as uncharacterized. NCBI's taxonomy places the organism in Eukaryota, Viridiplantae, Streptophyta, Magnoliopsida, Caryophyllales, Amaranthaceae. The record is from RefSeq and is a predicted model, not a curated record. The coding region runs from base 1 to 993 and encodes 330 amino acids. The transcript has a single exon.
AUGGAAGCACCUAUGGAACCUCCGGACCCCAUCCCUUCCAUGGUAGACACUACUAUGAAAGACGCUACUCAAGUUGAUGAUAUGGUUAAAUCAUCUCCAAAUUCACCUACAACAAUUUCUGUUGUCAAACAACCUGUUUCCUUUAGGGAUGUUGUCCAAAGCUCGUCACAAUGGUUCAAUGAAGCUCGCAAUAUUUCCAUUACAUCUUUGCAAUGGGAGGACGAUCAUGUUAAUCCUCUUGAUACAACGAAGGUUGUCUCUUUCCCGAAAGAAACUUUAGACAAACGAAGACACCCUUGGAAACUUACCCUGAUGGGUAAAUCUUUAGGUAUCUCUAUUCGUCCAUCUUUCCUAACACAAAGAGUGAGGGCUAUGUGGAAACCCAAAGGAACUUUAGAAGUUAUUGAACUUGGAAAGGAUGUUUUUUUAUUUAGGUUCUCCAUGCAAGAUGACUAUGAACGAGCUCUUCUUGGGGGUCCUUGGUUCAUUCUCGAUCAUUACUUAAUGAUCACGAAAUGGAAACCUAAUUUUCGCCCUUCUAUGAAUCCUUUUGAUAGAAUGACAGUCUGGAUCCGUUUCCCAGAACUACCAGUUGAAUAUUAUGAUAGAAUCGCCCUUUUUGAAAUUGCAAAAAAAGUUGGGAAUCCGAUAAGAGUUGAUUACGCUACUGUUCACCUAACCAAAGCGAGAUAUGCUAGGGUGUGCAUCGAUAUUGAUCUCUCCAUUCCUUCAGUUGAUUCUAUUUGGGUUAGAAAUGGUUGGAAACAAAUUGAGUACGAAAAUAUAAACUCAUUAUGUAUUCAUUGUGGCAGGAUAGGCCAUCCAAAAGAAUCUUGCACCAUGUUCCAAGCUAUGAAGAAUAAAGGCACAGUGACUACUCAAGAUGAUCCUUCAACAUCAUCAACUUCUAUUACUAAGCCCAACCCAAUCAUAGCCCAGUCCCUCCACCCAACACCCUUCAUCGACAACCCCCAUCAACAACACUAUCCCUAG